AUGGUGCUGCUGGGACCCUCGGUUGACUCGAUCAGGAAACUACUUGCGAGGUGCGAGGCUUACGCUGAGCGGCAUGGUCUUAGGUACAAUGCAGGAAAAAGUGAGGUGUUGGUAUUUAAGGCACGAAAGUAUAACCCGACCACUGUACCUAAGAUCGUGCUGGGAGGCAUACCUCUUAAGGUUGUAAAUGAAUUUAAAUAUCUAGGUCAUGUAAUUAAUAAUGAACUAAGAGACGAUUUAGACAUAGAAAGAGAAAGGAGGGCAAUGUCUAUAAGGGGCAACAUGCUUGCCCGCAGAUUCGCACGUUGUAAUACGCAAGUUAAGCUGACGCUAUUUAGAGCGUAUUGUCAGACGUUUUAUACGUGCGGGCUGUGGGCAAGUUUUACACAAAGGGCCUACAACACGUUGCGAGUCCAAUACAAUAACAUCCUUAGGAUGCUGUUAAGGCUGCCGAGGCACUGUAGCGCGUCAGGCAUGUUCGCCGAGGCGCGAACGGACGACUUUUAUGCCAUUAGACGGAAAAGAGUGGCGUCAUUACUACGACGUGUGCGCGGCAGCACUAACAGCAUGCUGAGGGCGUUAGACGAGCGCCUCGACUGCCCGCUCACUAAGUACUGGGCAGAACUAGUCAUAGGUAGGUCUAAGUAG
Messenger RNA from Cydia splendana, 648 nucleotides. RefSeq lists its product as uncharacterized. The transcript has a single exon. The record is from RefSeq and is a predicted model, not a curated record. Lineage: Eukaryota; Metazoa; Arthropoda; Insecta; Lepidoptera; Tortricidae. Bases 1 to 648 code for a protein of 215 amino acids.